Molecule: messenger RNA, 1368 nt
Organism: Dictyostelium purpureum
Lineage: Eukaryota; Evosea; Eumycetozoa; Dictyosteliales; Dictyosteliaceae
Exons: 2
Coding region: 1-1368 (455 amino acids)
Cellular component (GO): Golgi apparatus
Molecular function (GO): alpha-1,3-mannosylglycoprotein 2-beta-N-acetylglucosaminyltransferase activity
Source: RefSeq, a predicted model, not a curated record
AUGUUUUUAAGAAAUAAUUUUAAAACAAUUAUUAUUAUAGUUGGAUUACUUAUUUAUUUAUAUUUAUUUAUUGUGGGAAUUAGCAGUUCAAAACAAAUAGAGUUAUUAGAAUAUGAAAAACAAAAUUUAAAUAAAGAAAAUGAUAAAUCUACAAAUACUAUAUCAAAGUAUCUAGAUCAAAAUAAAUCAUUAAAUCAAACAAUACGUUCACUUCAAUAUACAAUCGAUGAAUUUAGGAAGAAUUUUGCAAAGAGUGAGAUUCAAUUUGAUAACGAAUUAAAUUUAAUAAAAUAUCAAUUAGAUCAAUAUUAUUCCAAUAGUAAUACCAACAUGCACAAGAAUAGAAUAUUUAGAAAAAACUUUAGAAUCUUUAAUAAGGUUGGUAUAUUUACAGCUUUUUUUAUAAUGGUAUUAAAUAUUAAUAAAAUUAAAUUUAGAAUUAGAAAGGAUAAAUUAAAAUUCCCAAUUAUUGUAUCUCAAGAUUGUAAUAGUAGAGAAAUGUAUUCAUAUUUAGAAAAAUUAAGCAUGGGUGAUGAAAUUAUAACGAUAAGAAGUCCAAAUAGAACAAAGUUACUGUCAAAUUACGAAAUGAUUUCAAGACAUUACAAAUGGUUUUUAACUCAAAUAUUUGACAAGUUCUCAUAUGACAAAAUAAUAAUUGUAGAGGAUGACUUAAUAGUAUCACCAGAUUUUUUAGAUUAUUUUGAAAAGAUGUCACCGUUGUUGGAUAAGGACGAGUCUUUGUUCUGCAUUUCAGCGUGGAACGAUAAUGGUAAAAAAAGAUUUAUAAAUCCAAAUGAGGACCAAGCAAUAUUAACAUUUCAUAGAACUGAUUUCUUUCCUGGGUUAGGUUGGAUGAUGAAAAACAAAUUUUGGAAGGAAAUAAAGUCAGAGUGGCCAGAUGAAUACUGGGAUGAUUAUUUAAGGAAAAAAGAAGUUUUCAAAGGCAGACAAUGCAUUAGACCAGAGUUGCCAAGGGUUAAAAACAUAGGUGAAAAUGGUGCUACAAAUAGCCAGGUGUUUGGAUCCUACAUCAAAGAAAUCACAUAUAAUGAAAAUAUAACCAAUGUAGAUUAUAAAUCAUAUAAUACCAACGAACUACUAGAGCCGCAAUACAGCAACACUUUAAAGAAUCAAAUCGAAAAUGCGCAGAUUAUCCAAGCGUGGGAAAUUGAUGUUUUCAACUAUGUUAAUAAAACCUUAAGAAUAGUUUUCAACAGUAAAGGGGAUUACAAUACUAUGGCAAUACAAUUUAAACUAAUUGAGGACGACCGUGAUGAAAUUCAAAGAACAUCUUUUAAAAAAAUAGUUCAAUUUUAUCAUAAAUCCAAUUUAAUAUUUUUAACACCAAAAGAAAUAGAAUGGUAA